CACUGGAAGCCACGCCCCCCUAGGACGUAGGGCGCAAUAGCGGAAAUGACGACACCGAGCGCCGCAUUAAAACCCGUAGGCGGAACUUUGGCGCUCUCUCGGCUUUAGCGCCAUCUUCUUAGAAACCUCUGCGAGAUGAGAGCCAAGUGGAGGAAGAAGCGAAUGCGCAGGCUGAAGCGUAAAAGAAGGAAGAUGAGACAGAGGUCCAAGUAAUCUUGUACACCCGUGGAGGCCAAAGGAGCAGAAAUAAGGAAUGCUGGAGGCUGAGGACGCUGGUACAAGUUAUUGGACUGCAUGCUGUCUAGAAUGUUUCAGUGCGUUAGAAAUUCAUUGACAAUGACAGCAAAGACCACCUCAAAGAGAUCCACCUUGUUGAUGACUAAAGCAGUACCCCCCAUCUUUUGCCCUGGAGCUGUGGCAUUCUGGACUACUUCUGUUCUUACUUGCGGCCGAGUGUAACACGUGUACAAUAAAUCAUCUCUUCUGUGUUAGCUGAAGAAUCAAAUUGUCUAUUUCAUUUUUUUGUACAGUUCCACUGAACGUGGAUUCUAUGUUGCUAGUUUGUGUCCUAUCGCCACUGUGCUAUGGAAAAUCAACCUAUAAUGGCAGCAGUCUGGGUGUACUAUGUAAAACUACCUUUACUUGACAUUGAGAAAGACGUGUAUGUAUACUUAGAGGAGUGUUUUUAAGCUCGCGGGAAAGUUUUAAGGCAGGUGUUGGGACCGCCCCUACUUUUCCUUCUCUAUAGUUCCGGCUGGGGGGUCACUUGCGCGGCUGUUAGCUUCGAUUGCUAUGACUACACGCAAAGGUUGCUGGGAACUUCCUGUCUUUUUCACACUGUUCGCUUAUCAUAGAGUAUAGUUCCGGGUCUGAUAGCUAGAGUGUCACUUCCGCAGGAAGCGGAAGAGCCAUAAGGUGGGCGGCUCUUUGUCGAAGCUAGAGGACCGGCAGGCGGCAGCAGCAACUACGGCGGCGGCGGCAGAAUCCAGCAGUGAUGUGGAGGUGGAGACCCACAGGAGCCCGGGACUUCACCUGAGCUACCUCAGGUAUCAAUUCUGGGAGAAUUGAUUGGGGAGGAGUAUCAUACCCAAUUAUCUGCUUCUGCAGUCACCAAGAGUGGCACGAAAAGGAAGAAGGCCCUGAGUCAGGGGGGACCAGGAUGCCUGACCGGGACGGCUAUGCCAAUGGUACCGGGAGUAGCGGUGGAGGCCCUGGCGGUGGUGGCAGUGAAGAGGCCAGUGGCACGGGGGCAGGCAGUGGUACAGCCAGCUCCGAUGCCAUCUGUAGAGACUUCCUAAGGAAUGUAUGCAAGAGAGGCAAGCGCUGUCGAUACCGCCACCCAGACAUGAGUGAAGUGUCCAAUUUAGGGGUGAGCAAAAAUGAAUUCAUCUUCUGCCAUGACUUCCAGAACAAGGAGUGUAGUCGCCCAAACUGCCGUUUCAUCCAUGGCUCUAAGGAGGAUGAAGAUGGCUAUAAAAAGACAGGAGAACUUCCCCCACGGUUGAGGCAGAAGGUGGCUGCUGGCCUGGGCCUUUCACCAGCCGACCUACCAAAUGGCAAGGAGGAGGUCCCUAUCUGCCGAGAUUUCCUCAAGGGAGACUGUCAAAGAGGAGCCAAAUGCAAGUUCCGUCACCUGCAGCGGGACUUUGAAUUUGAUGCUCGGGGUGGUGGUGUCACUGGUGGUGGGGCCUCAGCAGGCUCCAUUCCUCCAGGACGCCGACAUGAUCUCUAUGACAUCUAUGACCUUCCUGACAGGGGCUUUGAGGACCAUGAGCCAGGCCCCAAGCGUCGGCGAGGUGGAUGCUGCCCUCCUGAUGGUCCUCAUUUUGAAUCAUAUGAGUACAGCUUGGCUCCACCUCGAGGGGCAGAGUGCAGGCUGCUAGAGGAGGAGAAUGCAAUGCUCAGGAAGCGCGUGGAGGAGCUGAAGAAGCAGGUCAGCAACCUGUUAGCCACCAAUGAGGUACUUCUGGAACAGAAUGCCCAGUUCCGCAAUCAGGCAAAGGUCAUGACCCUUAGCUCCACUGCACCAGCAACUGAGCAAACUCUGGCACCCACUGUGGGCACUGUCGCUACUUUUAACCAUGGCAUUGCCCAGACUCACACUACUCUCAGCAGCCAGGCUCUGCAGCCCCGCCCUGUGUCCCAGCAAGAACUGGUGGCCCCUGCUGGAGCACCAGCUGCUCCCCCAACUAACGCUGCACCUCCUGCUGCUCCACCACCCCCACCACCACACUUGAACCCAGAGAUCACACCAUUGUCAGCUGCUCUGGCACAAACAAUCGCCCAAGGAAUGGCACCUCCACCUGUCUCCAUGGCUCCUGUGGCUGUAUCUGUGGCUCCUGUGGCUCCAGUGGCUGUAUCAAUGGCCCAACCCUUGGCUGGAAUCACAAUGAGCCAUACCACUACUCCUAUGGUGACUUACCCCAUUGCUUCCCAGAGCAUGCGCAUCACAGCCAUGCCACACUGAUCACGUUAAUGGACACUCCCUUGGUAUAGCCUGUCAGGGCUGGGUCAAGGGGUCUCUACCCACUCCCUUAGCCCUCCUGGGCCCUAUCGGAAGGGCUCACUCAACCAGGAUGAGAGACUAUAAGGAGUAUGCUUUUGAGGAGCAUUUCCUGAGGUAGGGUUAGGCUGGCAUGUUCUCUCACCUGUCUUUUAAGAGGGUCUCGUGUCUUUCCUUCAUGCCUAACUCAGGUGGGGCCUUGCAUAGAAGUGCAGACUGAAGCCAUCAGAGGGGAAGGACUGACUGAGGGGCUGUGUUUUAUGGGAAGUAGGGGAUAACCCUGGUCUUACCCUCUUGGAAACAGUACAAGUUCAAGUACAGGUUUUAGAAGAAAAAAAUUGCCCACCCAAAAGGAAAGCCAGGAAAGAUUGAGAGGUGGGUGGCCAGGAGAGAGGUUUCAGCAGUCCUCAGAUCAUUUGGGGCCUAACUGGGUUGGAUAAUAGAAAAACUGCUCUGGGGCCCCUGGGAAGGCCGGGACCAUAGUACUCCAGCCCAAAGACGAGAGGAGCAUUCAUUUAACUAGCUUGGCCUGGAAAUCUGUAGGGCAGGGCCCACUACUUUCCAAAGAAAUAAAAGAAUUAUUUUUAACAAAUGAA
Molecule: messenger RNA, 3099 nt
Organism: Cavia porcellus (domestic guinea pig)
Lineage: Eukaryota; Metazoa; Chordata; Mammalia; Rodentia; Caviidae
Gene: Zc3h10
Product: zinc finger CCCH-type containing 10
Exons: 6
Coding region: 1160-2467 (435 amino acids)
Biological process (GO): regulation of RNA splicing
Molecular function (GO): RNA binding; metal ion binding
Source: RefSeq, a predicted model, not a curated record